UUCACAAACAUGGCAACAGAAACAAGAGUUCAUUCAAGUCUUGUGGCUUUAAGGCGUACAAAGCCCCGAAUGCGUUAGAUAAUGCUAUACGAACGUUUAGCAUACGAAGGACGACAACGAUAUAAACUUAUUUCGUUUGGUUAUUCCAUUCUGAUCAGACGUCCAAAGCACUAUGGCUCACAUUGCUGAUAAUUCCUUAACCAAACUGUUUAAUCUGCGGGUGCUGAGCAGCCUCGCGUUCGUUAUACGUUUACUUCUGGUCGGCUAUGGGGUUUAUCAAGACAAAACCAUGGUGGUCAAAUACACUGACAUUGACUAUCACGUGUUCACAGAUGCUUCAAGGUUUGUGACACAGAGCGAGUCUCCAUACAACAGGUCCACCUACCGCUACACUCCACUCCUCGCGUGGAUGCUGUUGCCCAAUAUCUAUGCAACCCCACACUUUGGGAAGCUGCUGUUUGUCACUUGUGAUGUACUCUCAGGGGUCUUGUUGUACCACAUCUUGUGUCUUCGAGGUUUAUCCAGUGAUGCAGCCUGUCGUUUCUGUGCUCUCUGGCUGCUUAACCCUUUACCGAUAGGUGUGUCCACACGUGGGAGCGCUGAGGCACUGUUGUCUCUUUUGGUCCUCUCCACACUCCUGUGUCUUGAACUAAAGAGACUUUUUAUGGCAGCAUUUUUCUAUGGACUGUCUGUCCAUAUGAAAAUCUACCCUGUAACAUAUGCCCUUCCCAUCGCUCUCUACAUAUCAACUCAUGGGAAGUUGGAGGCUCAGAAGAGAGAUGUUUUCAGGAUAUUGCAAAGGCUUUUCAAUAAGGAAUUGGUCCUGUUCGCAGCUGUGGCAGGAGCUGUGUUUUUCGGGCUAACUUCAGCCUUUUAUCUCUUGUAUGGCUGGGAUUCCCUUCAUGAAACCUACCUCUAUCAUUUAACAAGACGGGACAUCCGUCAUAAUUUCUCUCCCUACUUCUACAUGAUUUACUUGACAGCGGAGAGUGAAUGGAGCUUGGUAUUGGGCCUGGUGUCCUUCCUACCCCAGCUUGUCCUCGUGCUCCUCACCUCUCUGGCCUUCUAUGCGGACUUGCCAUUCUGCUGCUUUCUCAACACAGCCAUUUUUGUCAGCUUCAACAAAGUCUGCACCUCACAGUAUUUUCUGUGGUACCUGUGUUUCCUGCCACUCAUUCUGCCAUGUUUGAGGCUCUCUAUAAAGCAAGGGAUUGGACUUCUACUGCUGUGGUUUGCUGGCCAGGGUUUGUGGCUGAUGCCAGCCUACUACUUGGAGUUUGAAGGACACAAUACAUUUGUGUACAUUUGGUUGGCUGGUCUGCUGUUUCUCUUCAACAACUCGUUUAUAAUGGUCCAGAUCAUCUCCCACUACAUACCAGAGACAGUCCAGCGAAGAAAAAAAAAUGAAUAAAAGACCACUGUGAAUAAAUCGUUGUGUAAUGAGGCUGUCUUUGUCUGUCUGCCUCAGAUUGUGAAGCACUAUUAUAAGAAUCCCCUUUCUUUUACUUCUGAUACCUACAUGCAGUGGAUAUGUACAGUACUACGCAAAAGUCGAAGACCACCUUUUUUAGUAAUGUCUUCUUCACAGCUACACAUUUCAGACCCUUAGGUUAAGUUGUCCUUAGCGUUGAGUGGUCCACCAGGUCUAGAAAGUAUUUUCCCAUUUGAACUGCAUAUUGGAAACUCCUGUUUUUUAUGACUAAUAAGUUUUUAAUACUUAUUUUUCCUUUGACUAUUCCUUAUGAAAGUGGAUUACCAUGUUUCUAAUCUCCUCUCCUUACUGUCGGUGCACUUCCCAAAACUCUUGACGUAAUUCUCAAAAUGGUGCCUCAAAACUCACAGGAUUUAUCACAUUUCUAUUUAUUUCAUUUCUCUUUGAAUGCAAAAGAAUAAAUGCACUUCUUCUUAAACACACUUUUGGUUUACAUAUGCGCCUUUAUAAAAAUAAAUGCCCAAUAAAAAGCCCAACAAACAAUGCAGCAUAAAAUCAUGCAGAACAAUGAGGUGCCAGAGCUUUUGCAGGUAACACGUACACCUCCAAAGUUCAGUGUUAGGCAUCAUUUGCAUUUUCUGCUUGUCAUGAUCCAAGCAAUCCCAUUCUAUAACACAUUCAAUUACAUUAAAGGAGAGUGAUACAGAUGGAGCUUGGUUAUACAAAUUCAACACCGUCAUAAAACAAACUCUGCGAAAUAACCUUGUGCUUCCAACUCAGCGAACAACACUGAUGACUUUUGCCAGCUAAUAUUAAUACAUUU
This is a messenger RNA of Colossoma macropomum (tambaqui), 2255 nucleotides long. It is a transcript of the gene pigm, whose product is annotated as phosphatidylinositol glycan anchor biosynthesis, class M. The record is from RefSeq and is a predicted model, not a curated record. The transcript is spliced from 5 exons. Gene Ontology annotation, cellular component: glycosylphosphatidylinositol-mannosyltransferase I complex; membrane. Gene Ontology annotation, biological process: GPI anchor biosynthetic process. Gene Ontology annotation, molecular function: GPI mannosyltransferase activity; alpha-1,4-mannosyltransferase activity. The coding region runs from base 173 to 1411 and encodes 412 amino acids. Lineage: Eukaryota; Metazoa; Chordata; Actinopteri; Characiformes; Serrasalmidae.